Molecule: messenger RNA, 2932 nt
Organism: Achroia grisella
Lineage: Eukaryota; Metazoa; Arthropoda; Insecta; Lepidoptera; Pyralidae
Gene: mRNA-cap
Product: mRNA-capping enzyme
Exons: 12
Coding region: 174-1964 (596 amino acids)
Biological process (GO): protein dephosphorylation; 7-methylguanosine mRNA capping
Molecular function (GO): mRNA 5'-triphosphate monophosphatase activity; ATP binding; protein tyrosine/serine/threonine phosphatase activity
Source: RefSeq, a predicted model, not a curated record
CUGUUCUGUCAAUUGGUGUCGAUUUGUCAAACCUAAAUCAACAAAAACUACUCGGUACUUUAUUCCGAGGACUGUACGAUUUAAUUAUGAAUUUAUCAUUUAAUUUAUGAACACAAUAGGUUUUUCGUUUCUAAUUUAUUUGAUUUUUAUUUUAAUUGUUGACUGUGUUUAAGAUGUCUCAGUGCGAUCCAGGACCAAUCCCAGAUAGGUGGCUGAAAUGUCCACGCAAGUCCACUAGUUUGAUUGCAGACAAAUUUUUGGCUUUCAAAACACCUCUUGGUAGUCAAUUCAACGACAAAGUGCCAGAGGAAAGCCGAUUUACGCCUUCUAUGUUGUUCUCUGUUAUGAAAAGUUUAAAGGUUAAACUUGGAUUGUGGAUUGACUUGACAAACACAAGCCGAUUUUAUGACAAGAAGGAGAUUGAAAAUACGGAUUGUAAAUAUAUAAAGUUGCAGUGUCGUGGACAUGGUGAAACUCCAUCUCCUAAACAGACUAAAAUAUUCAUUGAAUUAGUAACCAAAUUCCUUGCACAGAAUCCAUUGCAAGUGGUUGGUGUACACUGUACUCAUGGUUUUAAUAGGACUGGAUUUCUUCUUGUCUCAUACAUGGUGGAACAGUUGGAUUGCAGUGUUGCAGGUGCUUUACAUGAAUUUUCAAAAUUAAGACCACCAGGUAUAUACAAACAGGAUUAUAUACAAGAGUUGUACAGACGGUAUGAUGAUAUAGAAUAUACCCCAGCCGCCCCAGAGAGACCUGAGUGGUGUAAUGAGGAACUUGAAAUCGAUUAUGACGACGACGACGUCGACAGUCCAAAUGCGCAGUCGGAUUCUGAACCAAACAGCUCAUCAAAUUCCAGCCAAAAACAAAGAGGUCGUAAAGAGACUGUGCACAAAAAGGCUAUAUUCAUGCCUGGGGUAAGAGGAGUGGAACCAUUCAAUACUCAACCUCGUCUCAAAGAAGUACAACAGAAAGCGCAAAAGUUCUGUGAAUGGAAAAAAACUGGAUUCCCAGGUGCACAACCCGUGUCUAUGGACGUCAUGAAUUUAAGGAAAUUACAUGAAAAGCCAUAUAGAGUGUCAUGGAAAGCAGAUGGAGUCAGAUACAUGAUGUUAAUAGACGGCGAGGGAGAAGUAUACAUGUUAGACAGAGACAACUGCGUGUUUAAAGUCUUUGGUUUAAGGUUCCUGCACAAACAAGAUCUCAGAAGACAUCUAAAGGACACUUUACUAGAUGGUGAAUUAGUAAUAGACAAAGUGGAAGGUCAAAAUAUACCAAGGUAUCUGGUGUAUGACAUAAUAAAAUACGAGGGUGAAGAUAUUGGCAAAAUGGCAUUCUACCCCACCCGAUUGGAUUACAUUGAGAAAGAUAUUGUUAAUCCUAGACACGAGGCAAUGAUGAAGGGUAUUAUAAAGAAAGAUCAAGAACCAUUCAGCGUGAGAUUAAAACAAUUCUGGGAAGUUACGAUGGCGCAACGGUUGCUAGGAGAAAAGUUUGCAAAGUCACUGUCCCAUGAACCGGAUGGACUUAUAUUUCAACCAUCCAAAGAGCCAUACCAAGCUGGCCAAUGUCCGGAUGUUUUAAAAUGGAAACCAAGCAAUAUGAAUAGUGUUGAUUUCAAGUUGCAAAUAGUUACUACUGGUGGACUAGGGAUGUUACCAACGAAAGAAGGCCAUUUGUACGUCGGGCAAUUGAAGGCUCCAUUUGCCACUAUACGAGUAACGAAAGAAAUAAAGAACUUAAAUAAUAAGAUCAUAGAGUGUACAUUUGAUCAAAACACCAAACGAUGGGUUUUUAUGAGAGAAAGAACAGAUAAAUCUUUUCCAAACAGCUAUAACACUGCUAGAGCUGUAUGCGAGAGUAUACAAGACCCUGUCACAACCGAUCGACUGCUGGACUACAUAGAGCACCAUCGGUUUUCAGACGACUCGGAUAUAAUGCCACCACCGAAAAGGUCACGAUACUAACGACGUGGCGGUGACGGGACGGCAACUCUUUUAGUUUUUCAAUUUGUCUCUUAUAUGCAAAAACUUCAUUCCAUGAAGAAAAUGUAAAGAUUUAAUAGUCACUAUUUGCAAUGAAAUGAUAGACUAUUUGUAUCAACGAUAGAGCCACGUGUCCUAAUAGUAUAUCCUAACUUUGGUACAUAUAAGGCUGGGCAGUAAAUCUUGCGACUUAUAAACUACAUGGUAAGAAAUCUUAUUAUUUAAAUAAGGUUUGACUUUGACAAAUUGUAUCUAACUAUACCUACGGCAUAAUACGUGAACAGAUAUAACUUCUUUUUUUUUAUCAAUCAGUUAAUAUUAAUUUAUUAUUCUCGACGUAUGUUUUUCUUUAAGAAGUAAUAACCCAUUACCAUCACAUUUUAAUUUAUUUUAUUCAAUCGUGUAUAUAGACAAGGAAGAAAAUUGUUUGAUUCAAGAUUGUUAAUAAAAUGAAUCAUAAAGAUUGUUGAACUGUAAAUGGUCUAUUUAUUUUUUAUCAAUUAUAAUACAGUAUAAUUUGAGUAUUAAAAUAAUCAAUAAAUAUAACAUGGUAACAAUCAAUAUAUGAAUCCCUCUUUAAAAUAUAAUUAAUAUAUCUAAAAUGAUAAUUGUGUUUGAGGUGAAUUAUAAAGAGGUAUGAGGUAUCUAAUAGAUCGUUGGCAAACAGUACUCUCUAUCUAUUUUUAUCUUAUAAAAGGCUUGGCAUGAAGAUAAAAUAUAUAGGUAUAUACAAUCUAUAUAAUUGUCACAGCCAAUCUACCACACCAAUUUAUUUUAAUUAAUAAUCAUGGUUUUGUUGAUAUAAAUGAAGAUGAGUUUUCAAUUGAGAAUUCAUUGAUCUUAAUUUAAUUUUAAAUGAUGGAUGGCCUUUAUAUAUAUUAACAUAUAACAAAGUCAACAAGAACUUAUAUGUGUAAACAGUAGAUAAACUAGAAAUAUUUAACAAAUUA